This is a messenger RNA of Sphenostylis stenocarpa, 555 nucleotides long. NCBI's taxonomy places the organism in Eukaryota, Viridiplantae, Streptophyta, Magnoliopsida, Fabales, Fabaceae. The record is from the annotation of a GenBank genome assembly.
AUGUCAAAUUUGACUUCUGCAUCUGGUGAAGCUAGUGCUUCCUCAGGCAACAGAACCGAGAUUGGAACCAGUUACCCUCAACAAUACUUGGCUCCACCACCACCAACUCAGACUCAACCAGCAAAGAAAAAGAGAAACCUUCCUGGAAACCCAGACCCUGAUGCUGAGGUUAUAGCCUUGUCCCCCAAGAGUCUUCUGGCCACAAAUCGGUUCAUUUGUGAGAUCUGCAACAAAGGAUUUCAAAGAGACCAGAACCUCCAACUUCACAGAAGAGGGCAUAAUUUGCCAUGGAAGCUGAAGCAGAGAACAAGCAAAGAGGUGAGGAAGAAGGUGUAUGUGUGUCCAGAGCCAAAUUGUGUGCAUCAUGACCCAUCAAGGGCUCUGGGGGACCUAACUGGGAUCAAGAAGCACUUCUGCAGAAAGCACGGUGAGAAGAAGUGGAAAUGUGACAAGUGCUCCAAGAAAUAUGCAGUUCAAUCUGAUUGGAAAGCCCAUUCCAAGACCUGUGGCACUAGGGAGUACAGAUGUGACUGUGGAACCCUCUUCUCAAGGUAA